Durio zibethinus is the source of this 3032-nucleotide messenger RNA. Its product is annotated as pentatricopeptide repeat-containing protein At1g15510, chloroplastic-like. Gene Ontology annotation, molecular function: protein binding; RNA binding. NCBI's taxonomy places the organism in Eukaryota, Viridiplantae, Streptophyta, Magnoliopsida, Malvales, Malvaceae. The record is from RefSeq and is a predicted model, not a curated record. Gene Ontology annotation, biological process: RNA modification.
UUUUGAUGAAGCAUAUUGCAACAUCAGCAUGCACGUAAAGUCAUGUUACAAUAAUCUAACCAAAGCUCUCCUCUCCCUCUGCCCCAAAUCCAACUCUUUUAUCCACACCAAACAAACUCACGCGUUCGCCAUUCACCAUGGCCUCCUCCCCACUCAUAUCCCUCUCUCCGCCGCUCUCAUUCUCCGCUACGCCGCUUUCAAUUCCCCUUCAACUUGUCACCUUCUAUUCCAACAAGCUCUUCCUUAUUCUCAAACACCCUUCUUAUGGAACACCUUCAUCCGUGCUUUAUCCAUUGCUAGAUUUAAUCGUGACGGAUUUCAAUUUCAAGUUUACAAUACAAUGCUUCGAAUCGGAAUAAAACCUGAUGCUUAUACUUUUCCUUUCAUUCUCAAGGCCUGUGCCGAUGUUUUUUGUUUUCAGAAAGGUUUGGAGAUUCAUGGGGCUGUUAUUAAAACUGGGUUUGAUUCGGACAUUUUAUUAGGGAAUACCCUUUUGUCGUUUUAUGGUGCUUGUGGGAGUUUGCGGGAAGCGAGGAAAGUGUUUGAUGAAAUGCGUGAGAGAGAUGUUGUGUCAUGGAAUGCGGUUCUUGGGGUUUUGUCGGUUAAUGGGUGUUACUUGGAGGCGCUUAAUUUUUUCUCCCAGAUGAAUUUUACUUCUGGGAUUAAGCCCAACAUGGUUACUUUUGUCACUUUGUUGCCUGUUUGUGGAGUGCUUGGAGAUAAAGGGUUGGUGACGCAGAUUCAUGUGAGUAUUUUUAAGGUUGGAUUAAAUUUUGAGGUUAGUAUUGGGAAUGCAUUGAUUGAUGCAUAUGGGAAAUGUUGGAAUGUGAAGGAUUCAAAACGAGUUUUUGAUGAAAUGGUGGAAAAGAAUAAGAUUUCUUGGAAUGCAAGAAUUACUAGCCUAGCUUACAUGGGGCUUAAUAAGGAUGCGUUGGAUAUAUUUAGGUUGAUGAUGAAGGUAGGGCUCACACCUGAUUCCAUAACUAUUUCAAGUAUGAUACCGGUGCUGGCUGGAUUACAAUUCUUCAAUUUAGCAAAGGAGAUUCAUGGUUUUAGUUUGAGAAUUGGUAUUGAACAUGAUGUUUUCAUUUCCAACUCCUUGAUUGAUAUGUAUGCCAAAUCAGGUCAUUCAAAUGCAGCUUCAAAUGUAUUUCACCAAAUGAAUGCAAGAAGAAAUGUUGUUUCGUGGAAUGCCAUGGUAGCAAAUUUUGCACAAAACAGGCUUGAAUUAGCGGCUGUAGAACUACUAAGAGAAAUGCAAGCUCAUGGUGAGGUUCCAGAUUCUAUUACCUUAACAAAUGUUCUGCCAGCUUGUGGACGGUUAGGAUUUCUUCAAAAUGGAAAAGAAAUUCAUGGUAGGACAAUUCGUCUGGGAUCUAACUUUGAUCUGUUUGUUUCUAAUGCUCUGACAGACAUGUAUGCAAAAUGUGGAUGCCUAAAUCUUGCUGAAAAUGUCUUUAACAACUCUGUUAAGGAUGAAGUCUCUUACAAUAUUUUGAUUGUAGGCUAUUCUCUAACUAAUGAUUGGUCAAAAUCUGUGAGUUUAUUCUCAGAAAUGGGGUUCAUUGGUAUGAAACAUGAUGUAGUUUCAUUCAUCGGUGUUAUUUCAGCCUGUGCAAAUCAAGGCGCAUUAAAGCAAGGGAAAGAGAUCCAUGGACUGGCAGUAAGAAAGCAUGUUCAUGCUCAUCUCUUUGUUGCUAAUUCCCUAUUGGACUUCUACACUAAAUGUGGACGAAUCGACACGGCCAGUAAGCUCUUUUACCAGAUUCAACACAAGGACGUAGCCUCGUGGAAUACUAUGAUACUAGGUUAUGGAAUGCUAGGUGAAUUAAACAUGGCCAUCAACUUUUUUGAAGCAAUGAAGGAUGAUGGCGUUGUGUAUGAUUCAGUUUCAUAUAUUGCUAUUCUAUCAGCUUGUAGCCAUGGAGGACUACUUGAGAAAGGGAGAAAAUACUUCGAAGAAAUGAAGGCCCAGAAAAUUGAGCCAACACAAAUGCAUUAUGCGUGCAUGGUUGAUCUACUUGGCAGGGCUGGCCUACUGGAAGAAGCAGCUGAACUUAUUAAAAGCCUGCCCAUUACCCCAGAUGCUAAUAUUUGGGGUGCUUUACUCGGAGCAUGCAGAAUCUUUGGAAAUAUUGAGCUAGGGCGUUCGGCUGCUGAGAAUUUGUUCAAGUUAAAGCCCCAGCAUAGUGGAUACUAUACAAUUCUUUCAAAUAUGUUUGCUGAAGCAGGGAAGUGGGAUGAGGCACACGGGAUUAGGGAAUUGAUGAAAUUGAGGGGAGCAAGGAAGAACCCUGGUUGCAGUUGGGUUCAUAUCCAGGACCAGGUUCAUGCUUUUGUGGUUGGAGAGAGAAUGGAAAAAUUGGAUCCAACCCUCUGGCUUGCUGGAUACAGUUAAAUUUUGUUAUGACCAUUUUAAGAUUCAUUUGGCAGUUAAGCUGAUGAGAUUUUUGUUGAAGGAGAUCUUCGGCAGCUCUGUGUUCACUUGUGAAGGACUUUUAGGUGCGCGUACCUAUAUAAAUAUAUAUAUAUAUAUAUAUAUAUUUAUCUAUAUAUAGAGUAUAGUUGAAAAGUGUUAUCCUGGUAGACUACGUUGUCAUUUGUGUUGUGAUUCUUUUGGGGCAUUAUUAAGGUAUCACACCAUUCAUUUUGGGAAGAGAGAUGCAGGAAGAGGACUAUGAAGAGGGAAGAGGGAAGAGGGAGGGAUUGAUUCAGCGUGGCCACUUCCCAUUCCCCACCAGCCCUAUUCGAUGAGGAAAGGUUGUUUCAGCACUCGACGGUGCGAAUCUGGGGAGAGGAUGGAGAAUUUGACGAAGGGUAAAAUACAUUAAUAGUCAUUCAACUUUAAAAUGAUCACUAAAUUAUUAAUUUUUUAUUUAAUCCCUAACGUUUGAGUAAAUUUUUUUUUUUCGGUCACCCUGCCGUUAAUGACUAAAUCAACAAUAAUUAUCAGCAAUCAAGCGUCAUUCACAAUAAAAUUCACAAAAAAAUUUAGCAGCAAAUAUACAUUAAAGAAGAGAUUCUAAGGGUUU